Messenger RNA from Penicillium soppii, 1032 nucleotides. RefSeq names its product putative integral membrane protein Pth11-like. The record is from RefSeq and is a predicted model, not a curated record. NCBI's taxonomy places the organism in Eukaryota, Fungi, Ascomycota, Eurotiomycetes, Eurotiales, Aspergillaceae. The transcript is spliced from 5 exons. The coding region runs from base 1 to 1032 and encodes 343 amino acids.
AUGUCUUCCCCACAACAAUCUUCCGGCACCACAUGGACGCCAGGCGACUUCGAACACCCCAAUCCAGCACUGCGUCGGUCUAUAACCACCGCGCUAUGUUUUGCGUUCAUAUUGUCUACACUUGCCGUGGUUCUGCGAAUCGUGGCAAGGAAGAUGACAGGAAACAGACUGUUUUUGGAUGAUUAUCUGAUUAUGAUUGCUCUGUUCUUCAAAUAUGCGUGCUCGGGUGGAGUGACUGUCCUUCUUUUCAAUGGCUUGGGAUCACACAUCACAAUGAUUCCGCCCAAGAACCUUGUUGUUUACUUUCAAAUCGGAUAUUCCAACAACUUCGUAUACACUGGCUGCGUUGCCUUCAUCAAAUUCUCGAUUCUUGCCCUUUACAAGCGACUGUUCUCCACUCGAUACAUGAAUAUUGCAGUGAACGCAAUGUUUGGCUUUGUGUCUCUCUGGGUCGUGGGUGUAUAUGUUGCCGGAGCUCUUAUUUGCAUCCCUGCAAACAAAUUCUGGGACCAAUCGGUGGAAGGGGCUUGUCUCGAUCCUUACAAAUUCGCCUAUGGCUUGCAAGUACCAAACAUCUUGGGGGACCUCAUUAUCCUUGUUAUGCCUAUGCACGUCGUGUGGUCAUUGCCAAUCUCCAAGUCCCAGAAGGCGCUUCUUUGCGGGGUGUUCCUUAUCGGUGGGUUAACAUUGAUUUUCGAUAUUUUCCGACUCCAGGCCAUGAUCCGAUUGUCUGAUCUUGGCCCUGAUAUCACCUACAAUCAAGUUCCUGUCGUCGUGUGGACCUGUAUUGAAGCAGCGGUGGGAAUUACUGCCGCGUGUCUCCCUAACCUUCGUCCUCUGUUCAAACUGCGACAACGUGGCUUCUGGUCUCAGCUUCGAUCUUCCAGCAACCACUCUGGAAAGAAUCUCAUCAGCUCAAAAACUUCUGGAAGCACUAUAACCUCUCAGGAGAAGCCAUAUGACUCGUCUGUCGCCGGGGAAAGUUUUGAAGUGGCUCGAUAUAAUGAGUACACUAAGUGUGUCAAGGAGUAG